AAACAAGUGUUUGGCCAAAUAUGAAAGCUGAGUGGAAACAGAGGCUGAAGUAGGGUUUUGGUGUGAUCGGAAAGGAAGGAGAAGGAACAGUGGUGGAAAGUGAGGGAUGGCAUGUUCAUCUUCGGCAUCGUUGGAAGAGGUGACGCUGAAAGUGAAAUGGAGUGGGAAAGAGUACACUGUGCGAGUUUGCGGAGACGACACGGUGGGUGAACUCAAGCGUAGAAUCUGCGAGUUAACCAAUGUUUUACCUUUUCGGCAGAAGCUUUUGUACCCUAAACUGGCUUCCAAACUCAACGAUGACUCUCUCUUCCUCUCUCAACUUUCUCUUAACUCGUCUUUCAAGAUGACUAUGAUCGGUACUACCGAAGAAGACUUGCUCGUGGAUCCCGUGGAGUCCCCUGAGAUUCUCGACGAUUUCGAGCUUCCUCAAGAAGAAGCUGUUGACAUCAAAGACAUGGAAGUCAAUAAACAAAAAUUGGCCAGACGCAUUAAUCACUUCAAGGUUCAGCUUCAAAAUCCCUGUCGCAAAGGAAAGAAACUACUCGUUCUCGAUAUUGAUUACACCCUCUUUGAUCACCGCUCCACUGCUGAGAACCCUCUUCAGCUAAUGAGACCUUACCUUCACGAGUUUCUUACGUCAGUUUAUGCUGAGUAUGACAUUAUGAUAUGGUCUGCAACCAGCAUGAAGUGGAUUAACCUGAAGAUGGGACAACUUGGGGUUCUGGACAAUCCUAACUACAGAAUCACUGCACUUCUCGAUCACUUGGCAAUGAUCACUGUUCAGACAUCUUCUCGUGGGGUCUUUGAUUGCAAGCCUCUUGGUUUGAUCUGGGCUCAGUUCCCUGAGUUCUACAAUGCUUCGAAUACUAUCAUGUUUGACGACCUUCGAAGAAAUUUUGUAAUGAACCCACAAAAUGGUUUGACAAUUAAACCAUUCAGGAAGGCUCAUGCCAAUCGAGAUACUGAUCAGGAGCUUGUGAAACUUACCCAAUACUUACUAGCAAUUGCAGAGCUUGAUGACUUGAGCAACCUUGAUCAUAAUAAUUGGGAGUUAUUCACAGAGGACAAUGCUAAAAGGCGUAGGCACAGUUAAGGGAUAAUUGAAUCCAAUAACGAGAAUCUGGCGAGCAAGAUGCUGCUUAUAAACUAGCAAAAAACUGCAGUUCUAUAAGAGUCGUUGUUCAGUCAGAGGAUUUCAAUUUUUGUAUCAAGUAUUUAAUGUUAGGACAGGAGAAUGGCAGAAAGAAAGGAGUUUCUUGUAGCAGCCUUUUGGAGUUAGCUUAGAUGACAUAUAUUGCUCAUGCAAUUGCUAUCUUCAAUUCCUGAACAGAUUUUGAUUUGAUGCAUAUGAAGGUUCUGUUUUCAUAAUUUGUUGAGAAAUGGGUAGAAAAGCUUGGAUAAUUUGCAAAUGAGAAUGAAUAAUUGUGUGACAACUGUAACUAUUAUCCAAAGCGAUAAAUUGAUUCUUAUUCUCGACAAUGUAUUAUAUCUAAAAUCAAUCACUUUCUGAAGUGUUUAUUGGCCUACCAUAUAAACUGUCUUUGUUAUUGUAUUUCAUGCUUUAUUAUCAGAAAAUGUCUUCUGG
This is a messenger RNA of Abrus precatorius (Indian licorice), 1585 nucleotides long. RefSeq names its product ubiquitin-like domain-containing CTD phosphatase. Gene Ontology annotation, molecular function: phosphoprotein phosphatase activity; protein binding. The coding region runs from base 107 to 1093 and encodes 328 amino acids. The record is from RefSeq and is a predicted model, not a curated record. The transcript has 5 exons. Gene Ontology annotation, cellular component: nucleus. NCBI's taxonomy places the organism in Eukaryota, Viridiplantae, Streptophyta, Magnoliopsida, Fabales, Fabaceae.